This is a messenger RNA of Peromyscus leucopus (white-footed mouse), 2427 nucleotides long. RefSeq names its product leukocyte immunoglobulin-like receptor subfamily B member 4. Gene Ontology annotation, biological process: cytokine-mediated signaling pathway. NCBI's taxonomy places the organism in Eukaryota, Metazoa, Chordata, Mammalia, Rodentia, Cricetidae. The coding region runs from base 78 to 941 and encodes 287 amino acids. The record is from RefSeq and is a predicted model, not a curated record. The transcript has 5 exons. Gene Ontology annotation, molecular function: inhibitory MHC class I receptor activity.
UAUGAAGAGGGAGAGUGGACACUCAAGUCUGUAAGGGACCCUACUCCAACACAGGUCUUAUUGAAUCUGGAAACUCCAUGAUAUUGACCCUGUCUCUCAGACUGAAAAAAUCUCUCAGAGUGAAUUUUCUUUCAGGACUGAGUGUGGGACAGAAGACUGCAGUCCUGGCAGGAACCCUCACAAAGCCCAAAAUCUGGGCUGAGCCACACUCUGUGAUCGCCAUGUAUGCACCUGUUACUAUUUGGUGUCAGGGGUCCUGGGAGGCCAAGGAGUACCAUUUGCUUAAAGAGGGAAGCACGGAUCCUUGGGACAGACAAUACCCUCUGGAAAGCUUGGACAAGGCUAAGUUCUACAUCCAACACAUGACAGACGAAUUUGCAGGGAUAUAUAAGUGUUACUAUAAGAGCCCUGCUGGCUGGUCAGAGCACAGUGACACCCUGGAACUGGUGAUAACAGGAGUCUAUGCUAAACCAAGCCUGUCUGUUUGGCCCGGCCCUGCUGUGACCUCAGGAGAGACCAUAACCAUGCAGUGUAGUUCAUCACUGGGAUUUGGUAGAUUUAUUCUGACCCAGGAAGGAAAGCACCACCUCCAAUGGACCCUGGACUCACAGCAAAGUGCCAAUAGGGAGUUUCAAGCUCAUUUUGUUCUGGACCCUGUGACCAUCAUCCACAAUGGUACAUUCAGAUGCUAUGGCUAUUUUAGGAACCAUCCCCAGUUGUGGUCAAAAUCAAGUGACUCCCUUCACCUCUUGGUCUCAGAUUCCAAGGACCAGUCUCACAUCCACACUGAGAAUGAACCCACAGCCUCCCAGCACGAAAGUCACACAGUUGAAAAUCUCAUCCGAAUGAUCAUGGCUGCCUUGGUUCUAGUGACUCUAGUGAUUCUGCUGUUAGUAGCUUGGCACAGGAAGAAAAUGGAACAAGAUACAACCAGAAGAUAAACAAAAAAAAGUGCACUAGGUUCCUCACUUGAGCAGACCAAGGAAAAUAAAUCUGCUUAUCUCAUAGAAGAAAGGAAGAAUUGUUAAGAAAACUGAUGUACAUUAAGAAACUUUACUCUUUGAGGGUCCAGGAAGCAAAUGUGUUCUGGGUGUAGGGAAUCCUGGGGAUUUCAUUCAAGAGCACUUUCUUCCUGAAUUGUACACUUUUCUCCACAUCUCAUUGUGGAGAAUUGCUUACUAGUUCCUCCAUUCUUCUUAUUUCCAUGUGCCAUGGGCCCUUGCUUCCCUCACUUUCAAAUAACAUUUUCCUUUACAUUGCCAGAGUCAAUGUUGUUCGCAGUUUUUUCCUUUACCGCUGAGAAUUAGAACUCAGUCCAAACAACAAAAAUAAUUGGAAAAGCCAGAUACCAAGAUUGAAUUGAGUGGGAUGAAAAUGAUGCUCCAAACUCUGUCUGUCUGUCUGUCUGUCUGUCUGUCUCUCUCUCUCUCUCUCUGGAAAGUAUUUUCAUUGUUCACUACUAGAAUGAUCUGAGGAUUCUUUAGGAAAACUUCAUAUUUGCCUUGAAAGAAAUGAUGAUAGUGGGAAAUAAAGAGGAGGGAUAUUGUUGCCAUGACUUGGAAGUAGAGCAUGUUACCACCCUUGUUAUUUUCAAACACAUGUAAAUAACAAACAUGGCACACUGACAUUAGCCAGACCUCAAGGCUCUAUAUCUCCACAAAAUUCAGGAAGUUAGAACACCUAUCCAGAUCCUGUAUGAGUCACAUUACCUUUUACACUUCCACUCAAAAUAUUUUAUUUAGCAUGGCAUUUGCUAAACUGUGUUAUGUAUUCCAUUCACAAUCACUGUCAAAAUUCCAAGAUAAGGUCACAUGUGUGCAGUUCAAGAGUGACAUUGAGUUGGUGUUUUCCUUGUAAUUUUAAAUCUCACUGUUGAUUGAUGUUUAAUACAAAAGGAAAUGUUUUGUAUAUGCCCUUAAUCUACCAGGAUGCAAUCAUUAAUUAUGAAUAUUAACCUUUCUUCUACAUUUCAGUAGAUGGUUUCUCAUAAAAGAUAAUGUUAUAUUCUUUCUUUGACAAUCUCAUACAAUGUAUUUUGACCAUAUUCAUACAUCCUCCCAGCUCUGCAUCGUCUAUCCAUUCAGACAGAACUUGUGAAAAAAUAAUGUUUGUCUGAAAUGAAACUUUUAUUCCUUUGUUAGCUUUUGUUUACUGUAUUUUUGACAACCUGUCUCUUUUUUUACAAAUAUGCACACACUGUAUUUACUUUACUUGUCUGACUGUGUUAGCUAAAAUUUUAAGUGCUGUGCUGUACAUGAUAGACAAAAGGGACAGGUUGCAUUUUUUCUCAUCAUCAGGGGACAUUUUUUUUAAAUUUGUCCAUUAAAUAUGUUACCUGAAACUUAUGUAAAAUAUGAUCUCAUUAAAAGUGUUUUGUGAGAAUUUAGAGGAACGGCUAUGUCAUAAUAAAAAAUACUGCUUCUGUCA